This is a messenger RNA of Tetranychus urticae (two-spotted spider mite), 4244 nucleotides long. It is a transcript of the gene eEFSec, whose product is annotated as eukaryotic translation elongation factor, selenocysteine-specific. The record is from RefSeq and is a predicted model, not a curated record. NCBI's taxonomy places the organism in Eukaryota, Metazoa, Arthropoda, Arachnida, Trombidiformes, Tetranychidae. Gene Ontology annotation, molecular function: GTP binding; GTPase activity; translation elongation factor activity. Gene Ontology annotation, biological process: selenocysteine incorporation.
UUUUGGGUAUUUGCAAUUUUCAUCUAAUUUGAUCAAAUAUAGUUAAGAACUGGUUCCUUGUUUAGUCACACAUCUUGAUCUUUCUCUUAUUGUUUCCAGUGAACCCUGGCGAUCUCGUUAUUUAUGUAAUAAUAAUGUAUACAUCAACCAUCAUGUUUAAAGAUUUGGCCAAUUUUACAUGGUCAAGUGUUUCCUUUAAUAAAGAGAAUCACUUCAGUUGAUGAGAAAUGAUUUAUGCGUCUGAUCAACCUUACCCUGACCACCUAAAGGGUGAUUUAGUUUGUUCAAUGACUUGUCAUCUAGAUUUUUUUCAAUCAUUAUUCACUAUCAUUGAAUUGAGCUUGUCUGAAUUAACCUCUAUCUGUCCUGAAUCGUUCAAUUGUUAAGCUUCCAAUCCGGUCAUUUGAAAGCCUCUUUUUUUACCCAGUCUGGCGUAUUUUCAACAGUCCUGGAGUUAUAUCUGUUACAUCAAAGACAAUGUUCUAGUCUAUCAACCGAAUUAAGGCUUAUUAGACUUAAAGACGCCGAUCAAGAUCAGUAAUUCCUCAACUUAUAACAAUAAAUAGGAAACCAUGGUCUACAUAGGAGCCAUUUUGAGUCUCAAAUUACCAAAGCAGUCAAUUUAAUUCAUCUUUACUUUGGAUCAUUCAGCUCACAAUUAGGGCUACUGCAGAGGAUAAUCUAUCCCUAAUAAUAUGGUUUAAAUGUUAUAAAGGUAAUGAUAGCUUAUAAUCUUACAUUUUCAGGGUUCAGGAAGCAUUUUCUUCCAGAAGCCAAAAAGUCUAAUGCUUCGUGUUAGUUUAUAUUACCUGUUGACCAGGCAAGGGCAUCGACCGGACAUAAAUUUGACUAUGUUGAUUGUAAGCUAUUAUCGCUUGAAAACCAUCAAAUCAACUUUAAUGGCAACAACAAACAAAACAUCAAAUCAUUGAGAUUAAUUUAAAGGCGAUCAAGUUGAACAAUGCUGAAUUGGAAUGAUGUACUUUCCUAAUUGGCUUGCUUCACAUUCUGAAUCUCAGUUUAUUUCAUUUGGUUGGAUGUUAAGUGUUAGAUCCUAUUCAAUAGUUCAUGCAACUAUUAACAGUUCCGUUGAUUACAGUUUUUGCUACUUCUAUUAUUAACAUGCAAUUUGUAUUGCCUUAAACAUUUGCCCGUUAAUUCCUGUGGUUAAUGAUUCUAUUGAGUGUUUAAUGAUAAAUGCUUUACAGGAAGUUGACUGAACAUUCAGUUGGCUGAAUUUUCUAAUGGUAAUGAGAAUUUUUCAUUGAUCCUGUUAAGCUGAUUUCUGGCUCUGAUCAUUUGAUCAUCUUGCUAAAUUUUGAUGGAUAUAAUUGUUCAAGAAAUUGAUCUUAAUAACAGCCAGUUGAGAACGGUGCUAUAAAUUGAAGUAAUGAGAUGAUCCAUAGAUACUAUCAGCUUUUUAUUGUCUUAAUGAUUGAUUCAAUGGAUAAACAUUUUUUUCAUUUUCUGUUGAUCAAUUGAUGAAUUUAAAAAAUUUGAUUGUAUUUGUUGCCAUCACAACGAGUCUGUCAACCUCUUACUGUCAGUCAUCUGAUGGUUGAAUUGCUUCUCUCUUUUUCAUCCUUGGCUCUCCUUACCUUGACAUACGCUGAAUCUGUUGCUGUUUUUCAUUAUCACUGUGACUGCUAUAAUUAGUGUCUGUUUUCAAAAAACACAUUAUCAGAUUCAUUGACAUUUCAGCUUUAAAUUUGGUGUUCUGUGACAGUUUAAUCUCAAAGUAAUCAUCAUUCCUUCUCAUUAUUGGAAAUGAGGAUGGAGAAGGAAAGAGUGACUCGUUAAAACAUGUGUAUUGCAUGAAAUGCUGUAGAAGAAUCAAAAUUAUUGUCUAAUUUUAAUCUUGUGUCCUGUUAAUUAUGGCUACAAUCAGUGAGCGCUCGAUACUUAAUGUUAAUAUUGGUUUACUGGGUCAUAUUGACUGUGGUAAAACAAGUUUGGCUCGUAGUUUGAGCAGUAAAAUGAGUACUGCCUGUUUUGAUAAACAUCCUCAAAGUCAGGAAAGAGGAAUCACAUUGGAUCUUGGCUUUUCUGCAUUUUUCAUGCCUCCGUCCGAUAGUAUGAAGAGGACUUAUCCUGCAUUGGAACAAUUACAGGUUACUUUGGUUGAUUGUCCUGGCCAUGCUUCACUCAUCAAAACAAUCAUAAGUGGUGCUCAAAUUAUUGAUCUCAUGUUAUUGGUAAUUGAUGUCACCAAAGGUCUGCAAACGCAAACAGCUGAAUGUCUUGUUAUCGGUGAGAUAACUUGUAAUCAGCUUAUUGUUGUCCUCAAUAAGAUUGACCUUUUACCAGAAUCUACUCGUUCUGAAGCUAUUGAAAAGAUGACUCGACGAAUGACAAAAACGUUGGAAAAGACAAAAUUUGCUGAAGCGCAAAUAAUUCCUGUUAGUGCCACCGAGUCAACUGACAAAGAUAGUCGACAAAAAUGGGGUAUCGAAGAUUUAAUUGCUGCAAUUAGAAUGGAUAUUAAACCAUUCGAGAGAGACUCUUCAGGGGCAUUUUUGUUUGCUAUUGACCAUUGCUUCUCCAUCAAAGGUCAAGGUACAGUUAUGACUGGAACUGUGAUUCAAGGCUCAGUAAAAGUCAAUGAGAUUAUCGAAAUUUCCACGCUGAGUUCAAAAAAGAAAGUUAAAAGCAUUCAAAUGUUCAAAGAACCGAUCAUGAGCGCUAUGCAAGGAGAUCGUAUUGGAAUAUGUGUCACUCAAUUUGAUUCUAAAAACCUGGAAAGAGGAAUUGCCGCUUCCCCUGGCUAUUUGGAACUAUGUUAUUGCCUAGUUGUGUCUCUUAAACGCAUUCAAUAUUAUAAAGGAACCAUCGAAAACAAAGCUAAAUUUCACAUUACCAUAUUACAUGAGACGGUUUUAGGCAGAAUCGAGUUGUUUACGGGUUUGAUACCUUUUGAUCCAAGCUGUGAAUAUCUAGCGAUAGAUUCCUAUGAGGAAGGUGAUGUCAAUAAUGAAGCACUAGCCGAUAAUGUGACCUAUGCUUUGAUCCAUUUAGAGAGACCAGUAAUUGCUUCUAAAGGAUCUCUGAUUAUUGGUUCUAAACUUGAUACAGCUAUCAAUGUCAACACUUGUCGAUUAGCCUUUCAUGGUACUGUUUUGGAUAAAGUAACAGAUAAAGAUUAUGUCGAUAAUUGGUUGCCUUCAUUGUCAUUGUACAAAAUAAAAACCAAGAAAGGAACCAUUGAAAGAAUACCGGAUGAAUAUGAGGCAAUCGCGAAUAUUUUCAAAAAAGAAACAAACAUUGCAACUUUUAAAGGAUUCGAAGUAACUUUUAGCACUGGAGAAAUUGGCUUUAUUGAUGGCUCUUUUGGACAAAAAGGCAAAGUGAAAAUAAGGAUUCCAGAUGGGAUUAAAGACAAAUCGUUGAUCAGCAAAUCCUCUAAAAUCAGUAAAUUUGAAAAAGAGAUAACAGUUAGUAUUUCAUUUAAGCGUUAUAUACACGAUAAAGAAAAAAGAGUAAUGAAAAUAUAGAAAGUAAAAUUAAUUUUAUCAUAUGUCAAUAUGGGUUAGCCAAUAGACUGAAAGAUGAGUCACAAUGAUUAUGAUGAUUUGUUCAAGAUGAUUUAAUUGAAUUAAGAAUCGGCCAUUACGAACUGGAAUCCUGAAUUAAACAUAUGCGCACUUUUUAGUAUACAUUUUCAAUGUUGCUUCGAGAUGCGCUUUUUGCUGCAUUAACUCAUGUAGCGUAUUCCGUAAUUCAACAUUACCAAGUUCUAAUUCCUCAGUUUCACGAGCCAAUUUAUUGGUAUACUCAAUACGUCUCUGUCUACAUCGAGCAGCAGCUUGUUUAUUUCUUUCCCUGCGAAUACGUUUUCUUUCCUCUUCAUCAACAGGAGCCUAAAUAAGCAACAACAUAAUAUUGUAAAAAUAACAUGAAAACAUUGAUACAGAGUAAUCACAAGGCAAAGAUAUGUAAAAGAAUAGUUAGAGGCUCAAUUGAAAUCGGUGAAAGUUGAUACUCACUUUAUCCCCACAUGAACUGUUACUGUUGCUGUUACAGUUUUCUGGAUUUAUCUUAAGAUUUGGUGAGGCAUCUCUCGAAAGAUCAUCACUGUCAAAUUGUGAAUCAUAACCUGUAAUGAACGGAGCUACUAUUGGAGGCACAAACCCAGCUUGAUACUGAUGUUCCAUUUCUAACUUUGUACAAUAUUCACUGGUAAAAUUAAGCACUGAAAUGAUAAUUUACACAAUAAAAUAAACACAGGAUGAAGUGAAUUAAAUUAA